AUGGAUUUCUUAGGAAGUAAAAGCAAAAUUCAACAAGGAAGUAAACGUAAUGCAGGAAAUGGCACUCCUUUGGGAACCACAAGCUUAUCAACAACCAAUAAUUCAACAUUUGGAAAUACCACAGAUAGUGUAGCCAAGGUUACAUGGUGUAGUUAA
This is a messenger RNA of Dictyostelium purpureum, 156 nucleotides long. RefSeq lists its product as uncharacterized. Lineage: Eukaryota; Evosea; Eumycetozoa; Dictyosteliales; Dictyosteliaceae. The record is from RefSeq and is a predicted model, not a curated record. The transcript has 2 exons. The coding region runs from base 1 to 156 and encodes 51 amino acids.